UUACUACUAACUCCACACGCUAGUAUCAGGUAACUAGUCCAUCCCAUGAUUCCCAUCCCAUUCAAUGCUGUGGUGCAUGUACUCCGUAGAGAUCUGGGAAAGGGGAACAGGAAGCGGCUGACAUAGCUCUCCCACGUGACCAGGCGCCUUCCCCGAUCCGAAAACGCAUCCCAACCUUCGCCAUAUCAACUUGAGGCUCCCUUUUUUCUUCUGCUCUGCUUCGACUCAACCUUACGACAUACGAGCUCGUUUCUCCACUCCCCUCUCUCUCCCUGCUUCUUCUUCGCUCCGUCUUGUCCGUGAAGCCUCUUUGUCUUCCGAAUCGUCUAACGUAUUGUCCUCCCCCAAAAUACGCCCUACCCUCUAAUAUUUCCCUGUUGUUGUUGUCUUCUUCUCUCUUCAACCUCCCUCGUCGCGCAAACCAACCUACCUGUCUUUCUGCUUCAAAAGACUUCCCUCUUACACGAUACAAUACCUUGUUGUCUCGCCAGCAGAGUGCAGCACCGUCCUGUUUUAUAGACGCCCGCCCCAAGGAAACCUAACUGAAAUUCCCCCCCCAAAACAAACUUUCGGCGCUCCAUCCCGAGCUUUCAUCGAUCUUGGCAUAUUCUCUUUCUCGUCUUGCUUUUGCUCUAGCAUUUUCUUCCACCUUUUCUUUUCUUUUCAUUCUUGCUUUCGUUCUCAUUAUAAACUGUUAAGCUGUCAAUCUAUCCUUUCCAAGGAGUGACUGACGUGAAAUAAACAUACCAAUCAACUUCUGAAAGCAAACAACAAACCCAAAAUACACAGAAAAGCGUGGAAUUAAGGAAAACGAAAAGGACGUACAAAGCAGCUCUCCCCUCCUCCCUUCCAUUUGAACUAUUAACAUCCACCCACCUAUCUAUCUUUCCCUGUCCAUCUAUCCAUAUGGCUUCACCCCGUCCCGCCCACACCUUCAACAACCCGGGCUAUAAUCUCCCUAACGGUUCGACGAGCGGCCCCACCCCCGGAGCUACUGCGCUGCUCCCCAAUAAUGGCAGAGUGAUUCAGACUGGUGGUGUGCGGGUGCUUUGCGUUGCAGAUGUGCGAGGGAACUUGAAAUCACUCAAUGAACUCGCCAAGCAAGCUCGCGCCGACCAUAUUAUCCAUACCGGCGACUUUGGAUUUUAUGAUGAUAGCUCUCUUGAGAGGAUUGCAGAAAAGACCUUGAGACACGUUGUUCAGUACUCUCCCCUCCUUCCAGAGUCCAACAAGAAAAGCAUCGCCUCUGUUCCGCUCCAGCAAUCCAUUAAACAGCGAUUCAGCCCCGAGCAACUCCCUCUCUCCGAGCUUCCUCUAUUGCUCAACAAGCAGUUGACACUCGAUGUUCCCGUAUAUACUGUUUGGGGCGCCUGCGAAGAUGUAAGGGUACUAGAGAAGUUUAGGUCUGGUGAAUAUAAAGUCGACAAGCUACACAUCAUCGAUGAAGCCAGCUCGAGACUAUUGGAUAUCGGCGGAGUGAAACUGCGCCUGCUUGGUCUGGGAGGUGCAGUGGUUAUGCAUAAACUGUUCGAUAAUGGAGAAGGAAAGACAACAAUUGCAGGCGGGCAAGGAACUAUGUGGACAACGCUCUUACAGAUGGGCGAAUUGGUUGAUACUGCAAACCGCGUUUAUGAUCCGUCUGAGACACGUCUUUUCGUCACGCAUGCCUCACCAGCUCGCGAGGGCAUGUUGAAUCAACUCUCUGUCACACUGAAGGCUGAUUUCUCCAUAUCGGCGGGAUUGCAUUUCAGAUAUGGCAGUUCAUACAAUGAAUUUAGCGUCAAUCCUACUCUUGACCAUUACCGUGGCAAACUGGCGGCUUCGAAGGCCUCAUUUAACGAUGUGUGGGACACAGUGAAAGGGGAGGUCGAGACUGCCAUCAAUGCCAACGAGGCCCAAAGAACUCUACUGGACAAUGCACUAAAUAUAGUUGAGAAGAUGCCAACCAUCGCGAAUGGCGGAAACCCCUUCGGAGGCCCUGUCGCAGCGAGCAAUGCAGGCGGACAGGUUGACGAAAGCGCGUUCAAAAACAUGUGGAACUUCAACCUGGCGGAUGCUGCUUUCGGAUAUCUAGUUCUGGAAAUCGAUGGUGGCCGUAUUGGAACGGAAAUGCGCGCUCAGGGCUUCAACUUUUCACAUCGUACCGGCAAGCAACCAACCAGUGUGCCGCCAAUAGCCCAACAGCCAUCCACCAUGGCGCCUCUUCCCGGCGCGCCGGGCGGCACCGGUGCUGCGCCCCCUGGAGCUCCUGGACAACCAAGAUCUACUGGCGGUGCUCCUCAAUACGGACAGGCUCCAGUACCGAACCGUGCGUCCGGACCGACCUAUCAACAGGCAGCCCAGGCUCCCGCUACACAAAAACCCGCGGCCCCCAUUCCUCCGAAAACAACCGCAUCACCAGCUCCCGUAAUUCCGAACAACAAAGUCAAUAAGCCUACCACCCCUCAACCCGCUGCCGGAGCGAAUGCCAAUGUUCCCGCAGCUUCGACAGAUAAAGCCAACGAGUCAAACGGCACGGCACAUGGUGCCGGAGACAGGACGGAUUCCAGGAAUGAUUCAAGGACAGGACCCCCUCAAGAACGCAAACCAAGCAGCGGCCUCUUUAUCUCAAACGUGGACUCCGAACAAGCGAUCCGCGAUCUAUUCCCCGAAGAAGACAAAGCAAAGAUCCUCAAGGUAGAAAAAUGGGGCAAAUUUAACCAUGUGGUGACUUUCUCCACUCCCGAGGAAGCCAAAGGUGCCUUGGAACGGCAGCCACCUGAACAUAAAAAACCAAGCCCUCCAGGACCAAAUCGGAAACCAAACGUGAAGAUGUUUGAGGAUCGCGGGAGCCGAAGGGAUAUGAAUCGCGGGGAUGGCAACGCUGGAACGUGGCAAGCUAGUAAUCGCGGUGGUGCUGGGGGUGCACCUGGCGCGAAUGUUGGUCAACGGAGUGGGUAUCAGAGUGGUAGUGCUUCGAGCGAUAUGGAGAUGGGACGUGGACGGGGUGGGUUCGGUGGUCGGGGGAGAGGUGGAAGAGGUAGUGACAGAGGUGGACGUGGCGGUGAGAGAGGUGGAAGGGGUGGUCGUGGUGGAUAUGGAGGUUCUGGGGAUCGCGAGCGCGGUGGUGCUGGAAAGGGUGGUGCAGGGGGAACGGAAUCGCCCGCUCCUGCUACCUCAACGCCUGCGUCUGCACCCGCUGGGGAGGCGAAAGGGGGAGAUUAAAUGAUGAGCGAUUUGAUGUUACCUGACGAGAUGGAUAUGGUUGAGUUUGGGUUGUUUGCUAUUCUAUUUUAUUCGUUUUCAUGUUCGUUUGGUUUCUUUUCACCUUUUUCCCGUUCUUACGUGAUGCUGUGUAAACUGUUCCCCUUUUCUAAUUUUCUAUUUCUUCAACUUGUGUUCCUUUGUUUAUUUAUUUUUUUCUUGUCAGUUUUCAAUUGUUUUCAGCUUCAGUUUCUCCCCUUUGUUCUCCUUACUCCCCUCCCCCCCCCCCUUCCCUUUUUGUUCUCUCUUCAUUAAAGAUUCAUAUCAUACAUACCACUGUGCCCGCAGCUACAACUACCUCAAUACCUACCAACGUACCUAACUCUCCGCGUAUUCAGCUCACCUAUCAUAUUCUUCUAUCUACCUCACGCUAACUAACGAGGCACCUGAUUCAACAGAUUUCUGAUUUCUGCUUACCUUUUCUUUCUUUUCUUUUGUUUUCUUUUGCAAGUGGGCAAAAAGCAAGUAAAGUUGUGGGGAAAGGAAUAAACUAUAAUGUUUUAUUUUUUAUGGCCGCGCCCUCCGUUCCUCGUCAAAGCGCUAGGAGUGAGAUUUGAAUGGUAAAGAUCCAAGGUAGGUUUGUAUGUAGAUAUGAAUGGAUUGUCCAGCAGCAUGUAGAGAAGGGUAUUGAUUGGCAGUGGAAAAAUAGGAAGAACAAGUUCUAUAUAUGCGUGCGUCUGUUUUAUCAUGAUUCUGUGAUUUUCCUCUAAAAAUAAUAUUUAUCUCUUUGGGUGGUUCUAUGGAAUAAACAGUGCUGAAUAUCAUUGAUACCUAGGAACCUGCUAGAUGCAAGUAAGAAUAGGACAUGUCUAAGGGAGAGCAUGCUAACAUUUAAAAGGGGAGGGGGAGAAAAAGAAAAAUUCAAAAUUCAAAAUUGAAAAUGCCCUGCACUCUUUGUUUCCUCC
This is a messenger RNA of Blastomyces gilchristii SLH14081, 4148 nucleotides long. RefSeq names its product Ser/Thr protein phosphatase. The record is from RefSeq and is a predicted model, not a curated record. The coding region runs from base 907 to 3204 and encodes 765 amino acids. The transcript has 4 exons. NCBI's taxonomy places the organism in Eukaryota, Fungi, Ascomycota, Eurotiomycetes, Onygenales, Ajellomycetaceae.